GUCACUACCGCCGCACCGGGGGUGGGGGGGACGCGCACUGACAGCACGGAGCGGACCGGGAGCGCGCAACCAUCUCCAUCAUCACCUCCAUCACGCCGCUCGUUCCCGGGGCUUUUUGCUUCUUCUUCCUCUUUUUGUUGUUGUUGGUUUUUUUUGGGAGGGAUUCUCAGCAUCGGCCGCUCUUCAUCCGUGGAUUAUUCUUCCUCCUCCUCAUCGUCACGUAAAGGGUGAGAUGGAGGAGUCCAGCGCCCAGAAGUCGGUGUGGGAUGGGGACGCCAAAGCGGUGCAGCAGUGCCUCACGGAUAUCUUCACCAGCGUGUUCACCACGUGCGACAUCCUGGAGAACGCGAUCUUCGGCCCGUGCGUGCUGAGCCACACGUCGCUGUACGACAGCAUCGCGUUCAUCGCGCUCAAGUCCACCGACAAGCGCACGGCCCCGUACAUCUUCAGGGUGGACACGUCGGCGGCCAACAGCACCUCGGAGGGCCUGAUGUGGCUCCGGCUGGUCCAGUCGGCCCGGGACCCAGAGGAGCAGAACCUGGAGGCCUACGUGAAGAACGGCCAGCUCCUGUACCGCUCGCUGCACCGCAUCGAGAAGGACGAGGAGCUACUGGUCUGGUACGGCAAAGACCUUGUGGACCUGCUGCUGCUGGGCGCCACCCGGGCGCCGCCCAAGGCCAAAGGUUCGUCCCACUACUCGUGUCCCGACUGCAGCCAGCGGUUCCAGUUCGAGUUCCCCUUCCUGGCCCACCUCCGGUUCCGCUGCACCAAAAGAUUGCAGAGCAUGACGAAUGGCGAAGAGAGGGAGCCCUGCAAAGAUGGUGGCGGCGCCGAGCGGGCCAACGCCACCUCGCCCACCGGGACCAGCCCAAAGCCGGGACCGGCCGCCGCCGCCGCUCAGGAUGCCAACAAACCCUCCACGGACUUUCACAACCUGGCCCGGGACCUGGAGAACAACCGGACCAGCCCGCCCAGCGACAAGGAGGCGGAGAUCUGCAGCGAGAGCUCAGGGAAGAGGAAGUUCUCGGAGGUGGAGGACCGGGAGCGCCGGGCGCCACCGGGCCUCCUGCAGGCCAAGUCCAAAGACGAGCUCGCCACGUCGGCGCAGAACUACCGCGGGGCGUACGGCCUGGAGGAGAACCACAAGACCUUCUCCGCACCCGCCGCCACGGAACUGGGCCAGGGCAAACGCAGCGCCUUCACCGAGGUCAAGAAGACGCCGCAGAACCUCAAACACCACGGCGGCAAGAACCUCCAGGGCGCCAACUCCGAGAACAAAGACGGCGGUCGCCCCAGCGGCGCUCCGCUGGAGAAGCACCUGAACAUCCGGCAGGUGCUGUCGGAGACGCAGCCGCCGCAGGCCUCGCCGAUGGGCAGCGCCUUCACUUCCGUCGCCCAGCACGGCGGCGGCGAGAGGAAGAGCGCCUUCAGCCAACCGUCGCGCUCCUUCUCCCAGAUCUCUCCGCUGGUGAUGCCGACCAAGCUGCUGGACUGCCGCCCGGCGGUGGGCGACACCAUCUCGUCCAGCCGGCUCUACCAGGCCGACCACCUCGCCGCCAAGCUCCACGGCGCCGAGCUGGGCGCCAACUGCCCCGUGCCGGGCGGCGGCGGCGGCGUGGCCAAGCAGAACCCGUUCGUCUACGCCACCACCUUCUGGCCCAAGAGCUCCGGCGCCAUCCAGCUGCAGAUGCCGUCGGCGCUCACCUUGCUGCCGCCGUCCUUCACCUCACUCUGCCUGCCGGCGCAGAACUGGUGCGCCAAGUGCAACGCGUCGUUCCGCAUGACCUCCGACCUCGUCUACCACAUGCGCUCGCACCACAAGAAGGAGUUCGCCAUGGAGCCCAUGGUGAAGCGGCGGCGCGAGGAGAAGCUCAAGUGCCCCAUUUGCAACGAGUCCUUCCGGGAGCGGCACCACCUGUCGCGUCACAUGACCUCCCACAACUGACCUUUUUUUUAACAGAACGAGGAGAGGCCCCGCCCCCAAGCUCCCGAGCCCCUCCCCCUCCUGGAUAUAAGCCGCCCGACUGGAGAUAGACCACUUAGA
Molecule: messenger RNA, 2044 nt
Organism: Pseudoliparis swirei
Lineage: Eukaryota; Metazoa; Chordata; Actinopteri; Perciformes; Liparidae
Gene: prdm8b
Product: PR domain containing 8b
Exons: 4
Coding region: 233-1945 (570 amino acids)
Biological process (GO): regulation of DNA-templated transcription
Cellular component (GO): nucleus
Molecular function (GO): protein binding
Source: RefSeq, a predicted model, not a curated record